Molecule: messenger RNA, 7194 nt
Organism: Ciona intestinalis (vase tunicate)
Lineage: Eukaryota; Metazoa; Chordata; Ascidiacea; Phlebobranchia; Cionidae
Source: RefSeq, a predicted model, not a curated record
UGGUGACGUAGAAAAGAAUUCUAAUUGUUGAUAAGAAAAGGAAGUUAGGAGAAUUCCGGUUGAGUAAAGAUUUUACAAUGUUGUAUCAAUCAGCAAAAAUCUUACAACAUCGUUCGUUCGUUACAAUGACCCAGAACAGUUUCAACUUUGUGUUUUUCCCUUGAUCAAGUUAAUCAUUAACGGUUGCUCGUACCUCUUGCUUAUGUUUCAUUAAGGUUUGUGACAUAAAGCCUAGUGCGUCGGGUAGGUCCAUUAGAAUUGUUCGCGUAGGCAAGUUUCAAUACGACUGUUUCCACUUUCCUAUUGUUUCAGUUGAAACUUAAUAUAGAUCAGCAUUCAGUAAGAUAAAGUUAAUAAUAGUCUUGAGUUACCGAACGUCUGUGCUGUGUCACAACCUACAAAAGAUUCGUUUUCGUUCCACAAAGAGAGAAAUAGAGAAGUGAAUUACAGCGUCACCUUUGUGUUUAGUUUCCGUGUUACGUAGUAUAAAGGACGCCAUGCUAUUUGACAUAACAUUCCUAAUUUCUAGAGCGUAACUUUUUCUUUAACAAAAGGAAGUCAAGGCCAGACAAUAGACCCUCACAGCGUCACAGGGUUCAAAAUCCAUGACCCGUGUAAAGUAAGUUUGACGGUUGCCUCGGGUAUGUGAUUGGCAAGAAGAUCCGUUAGAAAUGUAGUAGACUGUUGUGUGUCUUCUUUUUCCCCAUUUUUCUGGUGCAGCAACCAUUACCAGUGACGGUUUUACACAUAAACCCACAAAAUAACAAACGACUCGGCGCCUGAGGCGACCAAAUGUAUGCAGUAUAAUGCUAAAAUGAGCAAAUUUCUUAACGAUGGCUCGUCUUUUUGAAACAGGUUUCUUCAGGUUUAAUGUCGAUUAUUAGGCACUAAUAUGUUAACAGAGCCGUUACUGUUUUAUAUACGAAGUAGACGAUUUCAAAAUGUCUCGGAAAGUUGAAUGCUCGUUUGUUGAUUACAAAGCAUUGCAACUGCCUUGCUAUAAAAAUGACGAAGUCUGGAUGUGCCCAACUGUAUUUUUGCGACAGAUUCUGUUUCCGAAUCAAGUGCUCAAAAAAUUGGAAGAUGCUGUUACGAAGAUCUUGAAAAGUUCAAAAAAUAUGACAAAAAAUGAAGUUAAAUCAUUACGAGAAUGGCUUGAGUAUGAUUGCCAACAAAAUACUUUAUCGAAGAUACGGAUAGCAAGCCUCGAUGUAUCUUCUUUAAGUUUUUCAACAACAGAAAUGAAGGAAAAAUACAAAACUAUAGUGGACGAAAUCUCAAGGCAUUCUGCGUUAAAUAACGUUGAAGCGAAGCGGGAGACGACAUUUCAAACCAAUAGUAACGUCUCAGGGAAGUCCGACGUUCAAAUCAGUUGCGUUGAGACAAAGGUCGUAACAGAACACAAUAACAAACAUGAUUCAACAGGAGAAGACAAUCUAAAGACGGGAUUAAAUAUAGAACGCGAAGCAGCUACGCCGCAAAAAGACUUCAUUUCAGUGAUCGAUGAAACAAACUUAAUGGAAGAAGGUCAAAGGUUUUGUUUGCAAGCAAAAGAUACAAAAGUAUCGCGUAUAGAAAGUAAUCCGAAACCUUGUAAACCAGCCCCAAACAAAACACUUGGCGAAGAAUUUGUGAAUGGAUAUCAGUUAAACCAAGCAGACGAGCCGACCCCACAGAAAACGUUUCCUCCUAAUACAUGUUCAAAUAUCAGCAACACAUCAUCUUGUUUUUCUCAUGUGCUGCAGGAAUUUGAAAGUGAACGAAAAACCUUAAAUGUUAAAUGCAAUCCAAUCAAAGCGUCUCGGAAUAAAUCUCCAAGCUCACCUGUUGUUAUAUCAAGAAAAAUGAAGACUACGUACAAUAAACAUUCCUCCGAAAACAAUAAAAUUGUGGCAUCCCCAGUUUUUCCGAAUAGAACUUUAACAAGUAGAAGUUCCAAAACGAAAUAUUCAAGUUGGUCCAACAGACACCACUGGUCCAGAAGUAAUAACUGGAAGUUACGUUCAGUUUUAAAUGAAAGCUGUACAUCCCAACGAGUUGAAGAAAAACUUGACAAAGUUAAAUCAGUUCACAAAUAUGCAAAACCUCAUGCUUCCAAAUUCGAAAGCAAUACAUCUAAAGAAGCCACUUCAUUAAACAUUACCGCUGUUACUCAUGACGAAUAUGCAAAAACUGUAAGAUAUGUGUGUCGAGUUCGAGCAUCAAACAUUGUUAAGUCGUUUUCUAAUAAUGAAAAAAUACAAGCCGAGUCCAGCGCAUCGGGUGACGAAAACAAUUUAAAAUCCAAAGAAAGUGAUCUUCGCGAAUUUAUUUCAAGUAUAAAACCCAAGAACCAGGACCGCACCAACACGACUGUGAAUCAUUUUACUGACAUGGUAGUAUUGGACGAAGACUGGAACGAAUCUGCAGAUGAUUCCAAUUCCCUUCCUACUUCUGAUAACGAUAUUGAUAAACAAGUAGGACAUACACGUAUAAAUUCUAAACGAAGUAAACUAUGGCCAUUUUCAUUUGACUACCAAGUGCUAAAUGACAACCCAUUUUCAAACUUCUCUUUUGACAACUUGUUAAACAAAAGUUCAGCUUUUGAGAAAGAUAAAAUCCCAAGUCCAAACGUCCCCUCAAAUUCUUCACAAGAGUCCAUAAACAUUCCAUUAGUAAAUAUCCCUGAAAACUCGACCUCUUCUGCUCCUGGUAUCACUGAUACACACACACCAAAAUCAAGUUCGAUUAAAGCCUGGAAGAAAAUUAUGCUAGAAAAGGCCAAAGAAAAUGAAAUUAAAGGAGAUACUUUUCAGCCCGGAAAUGCUAUUUUACAAAACGCGACAACGACUACAAACAAAGAUUGUGGUUUGAAGAUUGCACCGGCGGUAGUUAGCAGAAGCAAUGCACAUGAUGAACAAGAUUGUAACGAAAAAUUUGCUGUACCUGCCUUGAAGCAACCCGCAAUUCUGGUUGUGAAACUAAAUCCCGAUGGCAUGAAAACGACACACACCAAAAAAGCGCAAAUCAAAAUGCCAACUGUUAAAACACCGGCAGCAUAUCAGAAGUGCAAGUCAAAUAUUAGGAAACGCAACCAACAUACUACCAAGCUAAAAAUUUCGACGGGAACUUCUAUACGCAAAAACACAGCAAGGUUGAAACAAAGAUGUAUUCGAAGAAAACAACCAGUAGCUUCUAAAAAUAGACUGAAUAGUUUAAGGCGUGCGGUAAGAAAGAACAAACCACAAUACGACUUGGAUGUCAUACCCACUGCAGAGCAAGAGGAUGAGAUACAGAAUAAGCAGACCGUAGAAACAAAAUGCGCAGAAAUUCACGAAAAAAAUAAAAUGGUAUCAAAAACGAUACAGAAGUGCACAAAGAAAACGACCCCGUUAUCAAAGAAGCGGAAACCCCUUCCUUCAAUUUCAACUGAUGAAGAUGAAUCAGAACCUAAAACAUUCGGUGAAAUAUCUUUAUCCACUUGUGGUGAGUCAGAUGAUGAUACCAAUAUAAUUUCUUGUGAAACUUUAUUUAAGUCUUCCGUUGAAGCGGUAUCCGUAGAAAGAGUGUCAAGAGUAAACCUUUUCGAUAAAAGCAUCAAGGAAACGUCUUUGGGCGAAGAGUGUUGUUAUAAAGAGAAUCAGACCUCUGCUGAUGGUAUAGGAAAUUUCGACAUGAAUGGCGGCACUUGCAAUGAGUUAUUGAAGUCUACGUGUUUAAAUGAUGAAGUUACCGUAACGCUUCAUGCUUCACCUAUGUUGAAUAGCCACCAAAAUAUAGCUAGGAUGGAAGCAGAAAACGAAAUAUCUACCACAAAUAUAUGCGCUUCUGAUACAAAAAUAAAUACCGCCGAAAUCGUGACAACAACCGGAUUUGACCAGAAGUUUUCGGAGUGUGAAACAGAAGCAACAUUGAAAAGUUUUGGUGCAACAAACACCACUGAUAUCACAAAGAAAGGAGAAACAGCUUACAGUUUCACUUUGUUCGGAGAUUCUAUUAAGCUUGCGGCAGUACCCAAAGCAACAAAAACUCCUGGUGUUAAUGAUUUUAAUAACAUCGAUCCACAGCCUCAUUUUACAUCUGCUAAAGAUCAAUCAGAGAAUGCUAAACAGAGCUGGGCAGCGCACAACCACAACAAAUCCCAUUCCGAAAAUCUAUCGCCUAACCUUUCUGAUUUAAGUGGAACAAAUGCUUCAAAAGUGUGUAACACGAAAAACUACGGUCAUUUCCAUCUGAUCAACGAAAGCUUUCAAACCACUGCAGCUAAGUUUGGUUCAGAUACUUCCAGCAAUAAAUCGCUUCAGGAAAAAAGAAACGCAGAGAAAACUGUUGCUUCAGCUUGUUGCAUAGAACACGAAAGUCUACAAACCAAGGAUGAAGGAAUCGAGUCAGACUUGGACAGCAUUCAAGAAAAGGAAAAUAUAACUGAUGAAAGUAAUGAAGCAACGAUAACAUCGAACAUUGAUAGUAGCCUUAACAAGAAAGGUUAUGUGGCACAUGGUGUAUACGAAACCAAAACAAUGACCCUGGAAGACAAACUUUCUACAACGAAUCAGUGCAGCAAAGAUUCAGGGUGUUUUUCACCAUUUCAAAAGAUAACUUACGACAGCGAUUCGACCAUCAGCACACACGAGGAAUAUCACGAGGAAUUUUAUUUUGAAAACCGCAAUGAAAUGAAAAAUGGUUCGCCGCCACCAUUACCAUUAUCUUUCAGUCAGGCACAACCUACAAAUAACGACAACAGGACUAUUGUGGCAGAUGCUCCAAGAUCUGCCCAACAUGAAAUAACCCACCAUGGCAUCUUAGAAAUUGGAAUGCAAGCUCCAUCAUAUCAGCUCCUAUGCGAGGAGGUGAUUGCUAAUACGAGGCCAAUAUCUUUUAUAAGACGAAGAAUCCCCUACAUACAGAUAAAGCUUCGACGAACUGAUAACGGCAAUAAUCAUCCUGACAUGGUACCUCCUAAUUCAAACGUAGGCCAAGGUGGCGAAACGACCCCUGGAUUUGACGUUACGCUUGUUCGAAUUCGAGACGUCGCUUUUACUUUAAAGACAUCACCCACUGAUAUUAUGGUGGACAUUGUAAGUCGCGGCAUAAAAAGUUACCCACCUAACACUUUCGCUCGAAAUGUCUAUCAGCGGAUAUUCGAUAAACAAGCAAAAGAAAUGCCGGUUAUACAAGCAAUGUUAUGCUACACUGCUCUUUUAGCAGGAAUUGUGGAUCCGGCGGACAAUAUGAUAUUGUUGGACGAUUACUUGAGAGUGAUUCUGCCGCAUUUUUACCUGGCGAGUUUUGGAAUUGAAAAAGAACUUCUUCCUCACUUUGUAAGUGUAAAGACGUACAAGCCCAUUGAUUAUUUGGAUCCGCAUGUAAUUGAGAUGUUCUGUAAAACGUUUUCAUACAACGGCACGCUUGUAUCCAUGGAUGUGGAUGUGAAAAGCGCUGCUUACAGAUACUUUGAUGGCACGAAGGAACGUUCAGCCAUGAGAAGAAAACGCAAAUCAUCAGACCAUCGUUUGAUAAAACAGCCAAGACUAAGUAUGCCGCAUCAAAUCACCAAACAACCAGAGCUAAUAUUCAACCAAGUACCACUUGUUCAUAAUCAAAACCAAGUGUCCUUGGCGAUACAAAAUUCCAACGUUUCCAACGUAAUGUUCCAGCCCCGCACAGAUACAUCGAUGUUUAGUCAAACCUCCACGUUCGCUUCUCAAGCAUUAAACAACCAUAACCCAGCUGCGGAAAAAUUAAAGUGGAUCUUGAAUGCAAACGACACCAGUCAACUACCAUUGUCUUAUAUUUCGCGACAACGGUCCAGUAGCACCAACCCACCUUUUGCUCUUCCGUCUCAACAUUCACAUCUUGCACCACACACAGUAUACUCGUCCCUACAACCUCGGCAAGUCGCACCGAUGCCAAGGAGUGAGCAGCUCAGCACGAACAUUCGGUCCCAAAUUUCUGUUUUGCCGGAUGUGAUAAUGAGUCAGUCGCAUCGUAUUGAGACCGCGCAGUUGGUUGUUCCAGCCCAGACUCGCCCUGUUCAGUCGAUUCUAAAUCCACACUUGUGCAAAGAUUACCAGAAAUGUGUACCGCAUUUAAGCAACACGUUAUUAUCUAAUGAGGCGCCGAUAAAUCUUUCAAUGGGGGCAAAAUUUGUCAACGCCACUUUAAAUAAUUCGAUAGAACAAGAGUCUGCAAACUCAACCUACCAGGAAAGAUCUCUCAAGCUAAAGAAGCAACAUUUUCGUCCCUUGGAAAGUAUUCACUCUAGUUCUAUGAAAGAACUUGGCAGUUUAAUUCCACAACCAUUACCUUUAACAAACCAUAACGAAAACUGGAACAACAACAUCGGCAAUUCGGUGGCAUCUAAAGAGCUGACCAAGACUUCCGUCGUUCCAAAGCAUGGGACAGAUAAUUCAGACAGGGGGGCAAAUUAUGCACUUGGCCAUGAACUUAACCCAAUUCGUGUUGCCGACCCGUCCAUGCCUCCCUGUUUGUUACCAGGCGUCAAGAUUCAUAAUGGUCCUGUUGUCUUUAUUCAACAUCCGGAUGGCACAAAGUCAGUAAUUAAACUACACGAACCUGAACUAAAGAUAAACGCGGUUUACUCUCUGUCGGAAAACUGUGAAAACUCAAAAACCUCGGAGUUCGAAGACAAAACCACAGUACCACCGAGACAAUCAGAUAUUCCGAAUCCAUUCAACGAAGGAUCAACUAGUAAUCAUUCAAUGAUUUUAAGCACCAAGCAAACUGUUAAAAUUGAGCCAUCUGAGGAAGAAGCUCUCAAUUUGAGUAGCAGGAAAAUGGGCAACAACAAAUGUUUGUAGCUCAACACUCCGGUACAUGCGAGUUCAGCACUUAGGCGAGUUGUGAACAAGCUUCCAACUUUUCUUGGAAUCAACAAGUACAAAACAAAACAAAAAAUAUUUAUAUUGUAGAUAGGUUUUAUUGUAUGUGGUUUGAAGUUCGUUGAAAAACAUGUGAUUGAUAUCGUUUUGUUGACUACAAAAUGCCAAAUUAUUUUUUUUAAGUGUGGUAACAAUAUUACAACUUAUAGCGUGUGUGUUUGAGAAUUUGUACACUUGUGAUUUCGUGGUGUCAUAAUUUUAUAUUUUGUGAAAAAAUGAAAAUCCAUCUUCAAACCAAUUUAAUUUCUUCACUGAUAUUGUGUACUCCUAGAGUUCCGCAUCUCUUUUGCAAUAAAUACAAAGUGAAAAAUCA